This is a messenger RNA of Myxocyprinus asiaticus (Chinese sucker), 1230 nucleotides long. RefSeq names its product adenosine 5'-monophosphoramidase HINT3-like. The record is from RefSeq and is a predicted model, not a curated record. Gene Ontology annotation, molecular function: catalytic activity. Bases 321 to 863 code for a protein of 180 amino acids. The transcript is spliced from 5 exons. Lineage: Eukaryota; Metazoa; Chordata; Actinopteri; Cypriniformes; Catostomidae.
CAUCUAAAUGCGCGUCACGUCAGAGUAAUCGCGAUCGCUUAAACAGUGACGGCCGCGCUGCGAACGUUGCAUUUUCACAUCUAACAUUACAUUUUUCAUACACUAAUGGUUAAGGUUAGGUAUAGGUUUGGGCUGUAGACUUUGCCUGUGCAGCAGUACUAAAGUCGCUUUUAAUACCACCAUUGACUAUAUUAAAAGCUUAUUACGACAGCUUUCCGUAAGCAGAAUGAGUAAAACGAUUCCUGUCAAAUCCAUAAAACACGUGUCAACACGGAAGAACUGGUCGUGGUUCCUUAAGAAAUAAGGUGAGAGUCAUUUCCAUGUUACACAGAGACUGUGCUGGCAGAAUGACUGAAGAAAGGUGCGUCGGCGAAAAUAAGAGAUAUUCCUCUAACGACUGCUCUCAUGAAACUUGUAUUUUUUGCUCGAUCGCAAACGGCCACCAUCCAUACACUCAGAUAUUGGCUGAUGAUACGGACAUUGUUUGUUUCCAGGACAUUUUUCCAAGCGCACCUCAUCACUACCUGGUUAUACCAAGGAAACAUAUCCAUAGUUGUUUGUCACUCAAAGUGGAUGAUAUCAGUCUUGUGAGGAGGAUGGAAGAGAUAGGAAAAGCUGUAUUGAAAGCCAAGAAAGUCACAGAUUUAGAAGACAUCAGCCUAGGGUUCCAUGUUCCACCAAAUAUCACCGUCCCUCACCUGCAUUUGCACGUUCUUGCACCUUUCAGUCAACUGCAUAUAGAGACAAGGUUCAAGUACAGAGAUAAAUGGUACAUCACUGUGGAAAAGCUGCUUAACAUUCUAACAAAGAAAAAAAGAUUUGAUUAUCAGAAAUGGACAUGUAAUAAAUGGAUGCCUUUUUGAUCCUUAUGACGGAAAUGCUCGUAAUCACAAGCCACUUUAUUGCAGGGCAAUGGUCUAUGUAUUAUUUUUUUUUACGUGGUUUGGUUUCAGUCUUAAAGGCCAGCCAUGUUUUUUAUUUGUUAUUUAAUGCAAAAGACUGGGAUGUUAAUCUUAGAAAUGACGAUGACUAUUUAAAAUUGAAUUGUAUAAUAUGAAGAAACCGAACAAUAUAAUCUGAAUAAUAAUGUUUUUUAAACUGAUGGAAAUGUUGAUUUAUGUGCAAUUAUGUUAACAUAUUCUACACUAACUUGUUGAUUCAUUGUCACACCAUUGUAUGCCGUGUUCAUGUUUGAAUGGUUUUAAAUUUAAAUCAGCUAGCAUCCUUUUA